Messenger RNA from Eptesicus fuscus (big brown bat), 1345 nucleotides. It is a transcript of the gene METAP1D, whose product is annotated as methionyl aminopeptidase type 1D, mitochondrial. Gene Ontology annotation, biological process: proteolysis. The coding region runs from base 1 to 1008 and encodes 335 amino acids. The transcript is spliced from 10 exons. Gene Ontology annotation, molecular function: metalloaminopeptidase activity. The record is from RefSeq and is a predicted model, not a curated record. Lineage: Eukaryota; Metazoa; Chordata; Mammalia; Chiroptera; Vespertilionidae.
AUGGCGGCGCCCAGCGGCGUCCACCUGCUCGUCCGCAGAGGUUGUCAUAGAAUCUUCUCUUCACCACUCAAUCGUAUCUACUUACACAAGCAGUCAAGCAGUCAACAAAGAAGAAAUUUCUUUUUCCGGAGACAAAGAGAUAUUUCACACAGUAUAGUUUUGCCUGCUGCAGUUUCUUCAGCUCAUCCAGUCCCUAAGCACAUAAAGAAGCCAGACUAUGUGACGACAGGCAUUGUACCCGACUGGGGAGACAGCAUAGAAGUUAAGAAUGAAGAUCAGAUUCAAGGGCUUCGUCAGGCCUGUCAGCUGGCCCGUCAUGUCCUCCUCCUGGCUGGGAAGAGUUUAAAGGUUGACAUGACAACUGAAGAGAUAGAUGCUCUUGUUCAUCAGGAAAUCAUCAGUCAUGAUGCCUAUCCCUCACCUCUAGGCUAUGGAGGCUUUCCAAAAUCUGUUUGUACCUCUGUAAACAACGUGCUAUGUCAUGGUAUUCCUGACAGUCGACCUCUUCGGGAUGGAGAUAUUAUCAACAUUGAUGUCACGGUCUAUUACAACGGCUACCAUGGAGACACCUCUGAAACGUUCUUGGUGGGCAAUGUGGAUGAAUGUGGUAGAAAGUUAGUGGCGGUUGCCAGGAGGUGUAGAGAUGAAGCCAUUGCAGCUUGCAGAGCAGGGGCUCCCUUCUCAGUAAUUGGAAACACAAUCAGCCACAUUACUCAUCAGAAUGGUUUGCAAGUCUGUUCACAUUUUGUGGGACAUGGGAUAGGAUCUUACUUUCAUGGACAUCCAGAAAUUUGGCAUCACGCAAACGACAGCGAUCUACUCAUGGAGGAGGGAAUGGCCUUCACCAUAGAGCCAAUCAUAACCGAGGGAUCCCCUGAAUUUAAAGUCCUGGAGGAUGCGUGGACCGUGGUCUCCCUGGACAAUCAAAGGUCCGCCCAGUUCGAGCACACAGUGGUCAUCACGUCGGAGGGCGCCCAGAUCCUGACCAAACUGCCCCACGAGGCCUGAGGAGCGGCCCCAAGAUCGCAGAGGCUGGGCGCCUUUUCUCCUCCAUUGCCGAAAUCCCCGCUGGAGAACUUGGAGCAGAACCGGGCGGCAGGAUGGGGGGCAGUGGCCUGCCCGGGACCUGGAGGCGCCUUGGAAAACGCGGUGGGGAUGGGGGGCAGCUGGGAACGCAGAUCUGAAGCCCUGCCUGGCGGCGCGGCUGCGAUCCUGGAGCGGGACUGUGUUUCCCAACUCGGGAAACGUUUCUUGAGGGGGAAUGGGACGUCCUCGUUUGGAAGACGCAUGAUUCCUGUAGGUGCAUGGUUUUCUCUUUCCCUUGUCUUAACUCUGCCCAAGUAAA